AAAUCGACAUCUCUGUGAUUCUUCUUCAACAACUGGUCCGGCGUGUUUGUUGCACUUGCAUUUAAUUUUCUCAAUUUAAUAUUUGUUAGUAAUUGAACUACAGAAAUGGCUUCCAUCAGCUUGUUGAACCCAAAGGCUGAAUUUGCGCGUGCCGCACAAGCUUUGGCAAUUAACAUCAGCGCCGCCAAAGGUCUGCAGGAUGUAAUGCGAACCAAUUUGGGACCGAAAGGCACAGUUAAAAUGCUGGUCUCCGGCGCUGGAGACAUUAAGAUCACUAAGGAUGGCAACGUUCUGCUGCAUGAUAUGCAAAUCCAACAUCCGACUGCAUCGAUGAUUGCACGUGCGAGUACAGCACAGGAUGAUUCCACAGGCGAUGGAACCACCACCACGGUGAUGUUAAUCGGCGAGUUGCUGAAACAGGCCGACAUUUAUUUGUCGGAGGGCUUGCAUCCACGCAUCAUGGCAGAGGGCUUUGAGAAGGCACGCGACAAGGCGCUGGAAGUGCUCGAGAAUGUCAAGGUGCCAGUCGAUAUCAACAAAAAGAAUCUGAUGGAGAUUGCCAACACUAGUUUAAGAACCAAGGUGCAUCCGCUGCUUGCAGACCUGCUGACGGAGGUUUGCGUUGAUGCAGUGCUGACAAUUUCCAACGAUAAGAAGGUACCCAUCGAUCUGCACAUGGUCGAGCUGAUGGAGAUGCAGCAUAAGACCGACACGGACACACAGCUGGUGCGCGGUUUGGUCAUGGAUCAUGGAGCACGUCAUCCCGAUAUGCCCAAGCGCCUGGAGAACGCCUACAUCCUGACUGCCAACGUCUCGCUGGAGUACGAGAAGGCCGAGGUGAACUCGGGUUUCUUCUACAAAACGGCCGCGGAGCGUGAGGCCUUUGUGCGUGCCGAGCGUGAGUUCAUUGACCAACGCGUGAAGAAGGUCAUCCAGUUGAAGCGUGCCGUGUGCGAUGGCACCAACAAAAGUUUCGUCUUGAUCAACCAGAAGGGCAUUGAUCCCAUUUCGCUGGACGCUCUGGCCAAGGAGGGCAUUCUGGCUCUGCGUCGCGCUAAGCGCCGCAACAUGGAGCGUCUGGCUCUUGCCUGCGGUGGCACUGCCAUGAACUCGUUCGAUGAUCUGCAGGAGGAGCAUCUGGGCUAUGCUGGCUCCGUGUACGAGCAUGUUCUCGGCGAGAACAAAUACACUUUCGUGGAGGACUGCAAGAAUCCGUUGUCGGUGACAAUUUUGAUCAAGGGCCCCAACAAGCACACCAUUACCCAGAUCAAGGACGCCAUUCGUGAUGGUCUGCGCGCCAUCAACAAUACCAUUGGCGACAAGGCCCUGGUGCCUGGCGCUGGCGCCUUCGAGGUGCGCGCCUACAACGAGCUGGUUAAGUAUAAGGACAGUGUUAAGGGCAAGGCCCGUCUGGCCGUUCAGGCGUUCGCCGAUGCAUUGCUGGUCAUUCCAAAGACACUGGCUGUCAACAGCGGCUACGAUGCUCAGGACACCAUUGUUAAGCUGACGGUUGAGGAUAGACUCAGCCCGGAGCUGGUCGGCAUUGACCUGUCCACUGGCGAGCCCAUGAAACCCUCUGACCUCGGCGUUUAUGACAAUUACAUUGUCAAGAAGCAGAUCCUCAACUCCUGCUCCAUCAUUGCCAGCAAUUUGCUGCUCGUUGACGAGGUGAUGCGUGCGGGCAUGACCAGUCUCAAGGGCUAGUGCUGAUUAGCUGGUGUCGCCUCUCUGAGUUUCAUUUAAUAUUAACCAGGCUAACUUAAACUACACACACACACACACACACACA
Drosophila navojoa is the source of this 1789-nucleotide messenger RNA. RefSeq names its product chaperonin containing TCP1 subunit 6 (gene CCT6). Gene Ontology annotation, biological process: protein folding. Gene Ontology annotation, molecular function: ATP binding; ATP-dependent protein folding chaperone; ATP hydrolysis activity. Lineage: Eukaryota; Metazoa; Arthropoda; Insecta; Diptera; Drosophilidae. The record is from RefSeq and is a predicted model, not a curated record.